Messenger RNA from Glarea lozoyensis ATCC 20868, 300 nucleotides. RefSeq lists its product as uncharacterized. Lineage: Eukaryota; Fungi; Ascomycota; Leotiomycetes; Helotiales; Helotiaceae. The coding region runs from base 1 to 300 and encodes 99 amino acids. The transcript has a single exon. The record is from RefSeq and is a predicted model, not a curated record.
AUGCAAUUCGUCAAGCUCAUGCUAGUGGCCGCUGCUUCCAUCCUCUCAGUGGAAGCUUGCAAAUGCGUCAACCCUAACGGAGGUGCGAACAAUAUCGGCGUAACACGCUCCUGCUGCAGUCAGAAUAAGGGAACCUUCGUGAAUGGCAACGAUUGCAACGCCGGCUCAAUCUCAAACAGACUGAGCAACUUCAAGAACUGCUGUCGUGGCAGCGGACUCAACUCCGAUUGCAGUUGCCCAACUUGCCGUGAAGAAACUGGCAUCGAGUCGGUCACCAAUAUCACGACCGUUUUGUCCUAG